Colletotrichum navitas is the source of this 870-nucleotide messenger RNA. RefSeq lists its product as uncharacterized. The transcript has a single exon. Bases 149 to 655 code for a protein of 168 amino acids. The record is from RefSeq and is a predicted model, not a curated record. NCBI's taxonomy places the organism in Eukaryota, Fungi, Ascomycota, Sordariomycetes, Glomerellales, Glomerellaceae.
GAAAUCCACUACCAAAAUACGUCCGGGGAUUCGACAUCAAGGCAUUAGCAUUGUCUGACCGUCUGUUACCUUAUCUUAAUCCAGCUUUGGUAGCACACUUGACGUUGGCGAUAAAAUCAGAAUCACGCCUCUGCGGAGCCCUCCGCCCAUGGCCACUCUCAACCCUUCACCAGCCUUCUGGAGGCCCGCGGCCCUGCCAGUCUUCACCAGCCUCCUCGCCCUCUUUGGCGCCGCAGACGGGGUCUUUAAUCUCGCCAAGCCGGAAAAUGGGGCCGCGACCUUCGGCCUGGUCCCGCCGCGACGCGACUCCCUGACACCAAGCCAGUUCGACGCCUUCCACCACGCGCUCAUCAAGGUCAAGGGGGCCCGCAACCUGCACAUGUCCUCGUGCAUUCUGGCCCUGAUACUCUACGGCCAGUUUUCGGACGUCUGCCGCGCGUCACCGGUGGCUGCUGUGGCGGUGAGGCGGUGCGUAGGGAUCGUACUGACGCUGGGUGCGGGGGUUGGGUUCAGCGGGGCCGCUGUCGUAACAGAAUAUCUGAGGAGUCCAGACGCCUCUACGGAGGCUGUUGAAGUUGGGAUUGCGAAGGUCAAGGCGCACUUACUCACGAACGUGCCCAUAGUUGCUCUUGGCUUGGUAUACUUAUUUUACUGAAGGGGUUCUUGUAAGAUCGUCGUCCUUGACGUUCGCGGAUGUUGAAUAUGAGGCCGUGAAGUUACGUUGAAUAAUAAGCAGUGCUGUGGCAGUUGACCCAUUUAUGCGCCGUAAAUGUACGAUUUACCUAUACUCAAUAGUCCACGUACGCCAAAGCCACAAAAGAAUAUACCAAAUCAAAGCACGGCUAACAGCUAGUGAUUCUUGGCCUUUCU